Lactuca sativa (garden lettuce) is the source of this 832-nucleotide messenger RNA. It is a transcript of the gene MSP2, whose product is annotated as microspore-specific promoter 2. The record is from RefSeq and is a predicted model, not a curated record. NCBI's taxonomy places the organism in Eukaryota, Viridiplantae, Streptophyta, Magnoliopsida, Asterales, Asteraceae.
AUAAAAAAGGGAAAGGGUUACUUUUAACAGUUCCAAAUAAACUUGUAUGACUUCCCGAAUAUGAAGGCACAUAAGUUUAUAAAUAGAUACACAUGCAUCUGUAUUAACAGUUCUACGAGACUGUAAAAAAAAUGGUAAAAAUGGACGAUCAGUUGCAGUCUCACUCCGCACUACCUCUUCUUUCAAAACCCGAUCGCAUGGAUUCUUUCAUGAAGCAUAUCAGAAAGCACCCUAAUUUAUCAAGAUGGCGAUAUAUUUUUAAAUUUGGGAGAAAGAACAGCGAAUGUGUUCCAUUGAAUGAAACUAUUGCGGAUGUCAACAACAAAAGCUAUUUGCUAGAUAGGAUUGAGUCCCUUGAAGAUCGUCUUAUUCAGCUUUCUUUAGAGAUUGAAACACGAAGAACAUCACGCACAUCAACAACAGCAUCAGCGAUUCCAGGGACACGGGAAUUACCGAUUUCUUCAUACCCGGUUUUCAACAAUCCUAAGCCAAAAUGCAAGCGUGUAGCUUCUGAUGUUCUACCCAUUAGCACUGGUGGUGAAUUACAGAAGAGAUCUGAAACACUGAAUCCGAAGCAAAAACGGAGGAAUGGAAAGAGUCAUGUCGAGAAUUGUAAGACAUUCAAGAAUGGGAAGAAAAAAGCUCACAGUUGGCCACACCUAAAGAUAUUAGGUUGCUAGUGCUUGUUUUAUUCUAGUCUUUUGAUUUUUUUUUCUUUUUUGCACCUUUAAUGUUUUUAUUGUUUGCAUUUUCUACAUAAAGAAUUAUUAAAAAAAAGUUAAUGGACUAGUUAAUGGUGUUGAACCUUAUUUAAUAAAUUGAUACGAUACCA